AUGGCUAGAGCCGCGCUUCUCGCGCUCUCCCUGGCGCUGCUGCUCGCAUUCGCCCGCGCUGGCAGCCCCAUCACGAGCGCCAGCGCGAAUGAGAAGCCCGACCAGAGCAGCAAGAAGGACGACGGCCUCAUGACCGAAAUCCCCGCAGAUAUCGCAAAGCAGGCCGCGACGGGCAAUGCAGCGGGACUCACCUACGUGGAUACGGCACAGGAUUCGUUCUUUAUGGCUGAUGUGAAGAAGGCCGGGUGGAACGCGCAGAAAUGCCCGCCUGGUUUGAACAAGGAGCUCGCAGGAGCCUGCACGCCAAAAAAUUGUUCCAAGGGAGGCAUCCCCGCUAAGUGGAAAACUGCUUAUCUGCAAAAGAACAAGCUGGGUUACGAGCUGUACGUGCCGGUACAUCCCCGAUAUAACCAUCGAGGGAAGAAGGGCAAGGGCGCGUGCUAUUUGAUCCACGACCAGAUUGAUUUCACCUGCGGAGAGAUGACCGCGCAGUAUUCGACGGAAACGAAGCCGGUGAACCUGCAGGUGCGCAUCGGUGGAGAGUGUAACCCUAGCGCGAAGAUUCUCAACGACCCGCAUUUGGUCGGCGCGCACGGCACGCAUUUCGACUUCAACGGCCGGCCCGACAAGGCGUUCUGCCUGCUGACGGACCGCGAUCUUCUUGUGAACAUGCUGCUGAGGGGUUAUUAUGAUGAGCGCACCGAUAAUGCGGCGCUCGUCGUUGAUGGCAAGGCGGUGCACACGUGGAUUAAGGAGCUCGGGAUGGUCUGGACCGCCGGGGGCGCGGAUCACAAGGUUAGGCUUGCGGCGCGCGGUGGUAAGCAACAAGAGCGUGGCGACGGGUUUAUGAAGAGCAUCGAGAUUGACGGCAAGGAGAUGCCGCGGAUGAAGGUUGGCGACACGGUGACGAGCGACGGUGGCCCGACGAUUCAAUUCCGCGGGCUGGAGAAGGAAGGACCGUUCGAUGUGGACUACUACAUGCUGACGAUCAACGGCCUGAUUUCGUUGGAUCUGCGCUUGCGCGUCGCGCACUCGAAGCUGCAGACCCCGACCGACGCCGAGGCGCAUAUCAACGUCGGCAUUGCCGAGCUGGAGCACACUGAGGAUAUUCAUGGCGUGUUGGGGCAGACGUACCGCGCGGACCACUCGCAGCGCGCUGAGGAUUUCCAGCGUUUGAUCGCAAGCCUGCACCGUCCGAUUUCAGCUGACGGCACCGAGGGGAAGGGGUUCUUGGAUGGUACACCCAGGUCGUAUGAGGCGAGUGAUGUGCUUGCUGUAGACUGCGCUUAUACCGCGUACGGCCGCGCGAGGAAGGUCAUGCCUGUGCAGCAGUUCCCCUAA
Closterium sp. Naga37s-1 is the source of this 1341-nucleotide messenger RNA. NCBI's taxonomy places the organism in Eukaryota, Viridiplantae, Streptophyta, Zygnematophyceae, Desmidiales, Closteriaceae. The record is from the annotation of a GenBank genome assembly.